Amphimedon queenslandica is the source of this 1382-nucleotide messenger RNA. RefSeq names its product neurogenic locus notch homolog protein 1-like. The transcript is spliced from 9 exons. The record is from RefSeq and is a predicted model, not a curated record. The coding region runs from base 36 to 1298 and encodes 420 amino acids. NCBI's taxonomy places the organism in Eukaryota, Metazoa, Porifera, Demospongiae, Haplosclerida, Niphatidae.
UUGUAGGCUCUACUGUGUACAGCAAACAGUCAUCAAUGCCAAUAACGUAUUCCUUACUCUUGUGUCUUCUUCUCUUGGUGUGUACCACCUCUGCCACUAGUCAUGGAGAAGGAGAGAGUAGCAGUAAUGGUUGUACAGUGUCUGAUACCAGCUACCUAAUAUCUGCUAUCAAUUCAACUGAAGGAUACAACCUCACUAGAGCAAUCAUCAACUGUCUAGAGUAUUCAGAUAAUAGGAGUACACUCUCUUUUGGAUCAAUAUCUUAUGAAACUAUGGCUGGUACUAAUGGACGAUACACUGUACAGUGUAACAGUGGAUUAUUAUUAUUAUCUGUCAGUGAUUUUUGGUUCAGCGAAGAGAGUUCUUCAUGUUAUGAAUGUGUGGAUGCUGAAGAUUCUUGUGUAUCAGGAACAGAUUGUCCACAGUAUUGUGAUCAUUGUUUAUCUGCUUCAGAGUGUUUGCACUGUACUUAUGCAAGAUAUAAAGGACUGUGUCUUCCUAAUACUAGCUGUCCUAAUAAUGGAGUCCCUAAUCCUAUGAAUGGGAAUGAAUGUGAAUGUACCCAAGAAUUCAGUGGUGAUAACUGUAGCGUUUGUGCAUUAACUGAAUGUGAGAUUGGAUACACUUUGAAUAAUCUUACCAACAGCUGCCAAUGUGUCGAAUCAUGUCCAUCAGGUAGCACAGAGUUGUGUCAAUCAGGUUGCAAAUUCCUUGUUGAUCCAAAUUCAACAGUACCACAAAGUGUCAUUGGAUCACCAGAUGAUGUAGGAGAAGGUGGAGGUCAUCAUAAGAGAGCAAGAGGAGGAGGAAACGACUCACAUGGUACCAGUGAUACUGAUACUGAUAGAGCAUUCUGUGUACAGAGAUGUUUAAAUGAUUGGGAACCUGAUAGUAAUGGUGUCUGUUAUGCCUGUGGUAUAAGUUAUUGUCUUGAAUGUAAUGCAAAUAACGACUGCACAAAAUGUCGAAGUGGUACACUACUCAAAACUGCAAGGCCUCAAAAUCAUUGUGUUGGAUUUUAUGCUCUUAUACGAGAAUUAAAUGAGGCACUACAAGAGGAAGAACAUCAUGAAGAAGAAAUUUUGAAACAGCAACAGUUGGAAUUAAUAGUGGCCCUUCCUAUUUUCUGCUUUUUUCUGAUAGCAAGCAUCAUAGUAGCAACUAUAUUAGCUCAUAAACGUUAUCCUCAUGUUGAAGAAGAAAAGCGUUACAAAGACCCAACAAAGAUAAUUGUAAUAAAUAGAAACACACUUGAGAGUGGCAAGCUUCAGUCUCAGUCAACUGUUAGACAGCGUUAAAAUGAAUUCUAUAAGAAUUCUAGUCCACAGGCUUAGUAUGUAUCUCUAUGAUUAUGUUUCUGUUUGUAUUUAGUGACAAUAGAG